Ambispora leptoticha is the source of this 1782-nucleotide messenger RNA. Lineage: Eukaryota; Fungi; Glomeromycota; Glomeromycetes; Archaeosporales; Ambisporaceae. The record is from the annotation of a GenBank genome assembly.
AUGUACGGAAAUGUCGGUCUCGCGACCCCACGUGGGUCUGGAACAAAUGGCUACGUGGUUCGCAAUCUUUCAUAUAUUCGUCCUAGGAAGGACGUCGUCGCAUUUGAAUCUUAUGAAGAGAUUGCGGCGAAAAAUAGUUCGGCUUUGGCUAACCGAACACCGAAUAAGGAAAUUCUUGAGCACGACAAGAAAAGACAAGUUGAGCUUGAGUGUAUGCUGCUUCGCGAAAAGCUAGAAGAUGAAAAUAUUCCUGAAGAGGAGAUUGAGGAAAAGGUAGAUGCUCACCGUCAAGAGUUGCUUUCCAAGCUAGACCAAGUGAAAACUACUACAACUAUUCAAGAGCAUCAGACUCAUCAACUUUCCGAAGCAAAAGCGGCCGAAAAUGAGAAAAUGAUGAAGGCUCUAGGCAUCGAUUCAUCAACAUACUCGGAAGGCGCGGCCUUCGACAAAGAAUUACAAGAGCAAAAAAGAAAUAAAUUAAAAGAACAGCGUGAUUUAGAGUACGAAAAAAAGAGACAAGGUUUCGAAGAACGUGAACGUAAUAGAAAGGAAGCGGAGGAAAGGAAAAGUGGUGCUUCCGGUGCUGCUCGUUCAUCAUCAAGAAGUGCGGAAUUAGAUAAAGAGUCGCGACAUAAAUCGUCAUCUUCAUCUAGUACAGAGAGUGCUAGUGACGUGAGCAGAGAAUAUGGCAAAAAGCGGUAUUCAUCAUCAUCCUAUUCUAAGAAAGAUAUCCAUAACGAUCGACGAAGAGUAAACUCAUAUGAAGAAAAAGACAAGAAAGUCUAUCAAACUAGAAGAAAUAACCGCGAUGAUAAUGACGACGACGAUAAUUACAGUACCGAUGAUAGUCACACUGAUAGGAAAGAACGACGAAAAGCACGAUCCCAACACAGAACUCAUUAUUCUGAAUCUUCGAAACAUCGAGGACACCGAAGAGAAGGAAGCAUCCCUACCCCCAUCCCAAGACGUCACAGGAAUAGCAGUGCUUCGCCUCCGCCAAGACACUACCGCGACCAAAGUCUAUCACAGUCACCACCUCAAAGACGAAGGCAUGAUGAUGAUAAUUUUUCACUACCAAGAAAGCGUAUUGAAAGCGUUUCUCCGCCAAGACGGGAUACAAGGAGACGCUACUAUAAUGAAGAAAGUAUACCUGAAGUUUCUGCUUCCUCACAAAAAAAAAUCAACCAUUAUGAGCAGGAUCGAAAAAUUUAUACUGAUGAUAGAACUCGAAAAGUUAAGGUUGAGGAAAAAACCAGCUCUCCGGAUCAGGAUCGAAAAAAUUAUUCUAAUGAUAAAACUCGAAAAGUUAGUUCAAAGUCAAAGGAGGAAUAUGAUGCAAAAAAUAAUCAUCCGAACAUUUCUAUUCCACAAAAAUACCGAGAAUAUACAGAAGAAUCUUCAAGAUCUUCAUAUGAUCAUCGUCGCAUGCGGGAAAAAACGUCACCAAGACGCUUAGAAGAACGUAAUCGUCGACACACUCGAUCUUUAUCCCCUCAAGAAAGAGACUCCUAUCAUAGACGCUCUGCUGAGAAAAGGAGAGAUGACUCAAGUGAUAGCGAAGUAAAUGCUCUCUCACGACGCGUAAAUAGAAAACGACAGAAAUCAGGAUUAUCUGAAUCCAGCUCACCAAGCAACAGUUCAUCCUAUGAUGAUGAAUAUCGUAACAGGAGACGCGGUGACGAAAGAAAAGAAAGCAUUGAAGGCAAAGCAGUGCUUCCUGAACAUCUUCAAAAAAGACAAAAAGGGCGACAUGAUAGCAGCACCACCGAUUCCUCCGAUUAA